GGGUCGUUUGAAGGUUUUAUGGAUCAUUUGGUAUUAUGAUUAAAACGAGGAGUGAAGCAAUGCCUGUUAAGCAUUUAUAAAUGUCUGACGCAACUUCUGAUGCCAAACUCCCGCGGUCUGCGUGCUGGAUUUGGAAAUAAGUGAUCGCCGGCACAGCCACUUCCAAAUCAUGUUCAGAAUUCCCCGCCUGCUUAAGACCUGUGCUCGGAUGGGUGGCGCCAUUCGCAGCAGUGGUCUGUUGGGCACAGAGCCGGCCCCGCUACAGACUCCGCAUCUCUCCGGGCACUGGCGUCAGCUGGCGUCCCAAGACACGGUCAAGUUCACGUUUGAGUUCCGGGAUGGAGCCCGCCACGAGGUGGCGGUGAAGGAGGGCGAGAGCCUGCUGGACGUGGUGCUGGACCACGACGUGGACAUCGACGGGUUUGGGGCGUGCGAGGGCACACUGGCCUGCUCCACCUGCCACCUGAUCCUGCCGCCGGAGAUCUACCAGACCAUGUCCAUGGAGAUCUCCGACGAGGAGAUGGACAUGUUGGACCUGGCGUUCGGUCUUGAGGACACGUCCCGACUGGGCUGCCAGUGCAUGGUCAACAAGGACUAUGAGGGGGUCGUGAUUAAGGUACCGGCGGGAGUUAACGACCAGCGGUGAGGACCAGUGCUCAACACAUGGGAAUGUGAAUCGUUGGCGAGCCGCGGACUGGGCCAGGUCAUGUCAGCUAGCUAUCAAAUGGGCGUGUUUUGUGGCGGCGCCACGGGUAUCUUCUCAUGGCCGUUCAACUUGUUACCGAGCAUUUAGGAGACUCAUAACUGUUUUAUCGACUGUGUCGCCUGUUGUCAUUUGGAGAUUCUGCGGGCAGAUGAUUGCUAAUGAAUAUACAGGAAUGAUUGUAA
Molecule: messenger RNA, 888 nt
Organism: Pollicipes pollicipes
Lineage: Eukaryota; Metazoa; Arthropoda; Thecostraca; Pollicipedomorpha; Pollicipedidae
Gene: Fdx2
Product: Adrenodoxin-like protein 2, mitochondrial Ferredoxin 2
Exons: 2
Coding region: 170-646 (158 amino acids)
Biological process (GO): P450-containing electron transport chain
Cellular component (GO): mitochondrion
Molecular function (GO): 2 iron, 2 sulfur cluster binding; electron transfer activity
Source: RefSeq, a predicted model, not a curated record